AUAGAUUAGGCACCAUUUGCCAUAACUAAAUAGUUACCUUGUACAUCAAGUAGGAAGAAUUUUUUAAAUUGGUAGCCCACCGCGCUCGGCGGAGAGUUACUGUUCGGCUCCGGUGAAACCUUCCUUGUACGUGAAUGCAACAAAGUGUGACGUUUGAACCCCCCGUCUCAUCAAACAGAUGUGGAUACACUGCUCGGGAGCUGCCCAGCUGAGGUGAAGGGGAGGGCAGAGGAUCCCAGUUCAGCCUGAGUGUGGAUGACCUGCCCCCAGAAACAGGACCAUGAUCUGAAAAGGACGCCUCACACCGAACCCCAUUUUUUCCUCUCCUCCUCCUCCCUAUUUUUUUUCUUUCUUUUUUUUUUUUUUUUGUUUGGAUAAAUCUACGAGGUGACAGCCUCUCUGCCUCGCUGCUUCUAUCAGAGUCAGCGUGCACGGAGAGGACAAACUGAAAGACAUUUAAGGAGGAAGAAAUACAGCGACAGCCAUCCGUGACCUCUGACCUCGCCACUCCCCCUUGCCCCUCCCACCGCCACACCGGAAACAUGGGGAGGAAAAAGAUUCAGAUUCAGAGGAUCACUGACGAACGCAACAGACAGGUGACGUUCACCAAGAGGAAGUUCGGUCUGAUGAAGAAGGCCUACGAGCUGAGCGUCCUGUGUGACUGCGAGAUCGCCCUCAUCAUCUUCAACCACUCCAACAAGCUGUUCCAGUAUGCCAGCACCGACAUGGACAAGGUCCUGCUCAAGUACACCGAGUACAACGAGCCGCACGAGAGCCGGACCAACGCCGACAUCAUCGAGGCUCUGAACAAGAAAGAGCACCGGGACUCUGAGAGCCCAGACCCCGAGGAGCCCUUCUCCCUCACCCCCCGCACUGAGGAGAAAUACAAAAAAAUUGACGAGGAGUUUGAUAAAAUGAUGCAGAACUAUAGGCUGUCAUCCACAGUCCCACAGCCCACCUUCUCCAUGCCAGUCACCGUGCCAGUAUCCAAUCAGAAUGCAGCAGCGGCGGCAGCGGCCCUCCAGUUCAGUAACAACCCCAGCGGCGCCCUGGUCACCACCACCUCCUUCGUCACCUCCACCCUCACAGACCCCCGCCUCCUGUCGCCACAGCAACCAGCUCUGCAGAGGAACGCUGUGUCGCCAGGGUUACCACAGCGACCAGCCAGCGCAGGAGCUCUGUUAGGAGGAGAUCUGGGGAAUUCAAAUGGAGCGUGCCCGAGUCCAGUCCCGAACGGCUACAUCAGUGCCAGGGCCUCCCCGGGCCUCCUCUCCGUAUCCAACGGCAACAGCCUGGGGAAAGUAGUCCCGGCUAAGUCUCCGCCUCCGCCCAGCCCUCAGAUGGUCAACAGCCGCAAGCCGGACCUGAGGGUCAUCACCUCGCAGAGCGGCAAGAGCCUCAUGCAGCUGACAGAGGAAGAGCUGGAGUUGGUGAGUGAGAAUGCUCAGCGGCUAGGUGGCUCCCAGGUGGCGCAGUCGCUCACCACGCCAGUGGUCUCCGUGGCAACCCCCAGUCUCCUAGCGCCCUUCUCCGGCAUGCAGACAGCCUACAACACUGAGUACCAGCUGACGAGUGCAGAUCUCACAGCGCUCCAGACGUUCACACCACCAGGGCUGGUGCCUGGCAACAUGGCUGCCUGGCAACAGCAACAGCAACCAGCAGUCUCCCAGCAACAACAGCAGCAGCAGCAGCAGCCCGGCCUGGCGUCGCUCAGUAACUUGGUCAUGUGGGGUGCAGAGAAACAGAGUGCGGAGAUGGUUAACUGCAUCUCCACUUUUGCUGCUAACCUGAGCCUGGCCUCUCAGUCCAACUUGCUCUUUGGCAGGGAGGAGGGCCUCUGCUGGCCAGUGGGUCACAUAUCUCAGAGUGCCGCACUGACAGUCAACACAAACCCAAACGUCAACAUUAAGUCCGAACCUGUCUCACCAAACCGCGACCGCAGCACUCCCAGCUCCAUCAGCGGCGGCGGGGGAGGUGGAGGCGGAGGAGGCCAGGUUCAACUGCAGGGACAAGGUCUGGUGUCGGUCGCCUACCCGGGGACCCUGCGCCUGGAAGUGGGAGGUCAAGGCCGCUCGCCAGUCGACAGCCUCAGCAGCAACGGCAGCUCGUACGAAGGCAGCGACCGGGACGACGGCACCCAGGGACGAGGCGGAGCUCAAGACUUCCUCCACCAGGCAGGCGCCGGGGGCCAACAGCCCACCAUGGUCCUCAUGCGGCCCCCUUCGGCCGAGCCCCAGGAGCAGGACGGGACCAACGUCAAGAGAAUGAGACUGGAUGCCUGGGUCACAUGAAGAGGUGACCGCAGAGGGAUGGAUGGACGGACGGACAGAUGGAGGAUGGAGAUGUGUACUUGUGGCUUGUGUACAUGCCCCCACCAGCCCUUAUGCCCCUGAGCUCCCUCUUCGUGCACACACACACACACACACACACACGCACACAUAUUAUAUAUAUAUAAAUAUAUAUACCCGCCAUCGACCCAGUAACCUACUAUCCACAUAGGAAACGCUGACCUCACACACACAGACACACAGACACAACACAAGCAUGCUAACACACCGUCAUGUCACACGGAUGGACACUGACACACACUUGUAUGACAAUGUGCAUACACAUUUGAACUCUAAUGUACUUUCACACACACGAAACCCCAGAGGGGUUGAGCCACAGAACCAGGGAUUAUUUGUCAAACAAUUUAUUCAGCUGUAUUUGAAUAGAAGUGAAUUGUUGUUAACGAGGCCACAGUGGCUAGUAAAACCCUAAAUUUGGCCACUCGGACUAUUUCACCCAACAGCCGCUGGCAGAGCAGACACACACCUUGGUUUCCCAGCAUGCCCUGCAUUUGGUGAGCGGCUGGUGGUGUUCUCCCUCCCUCAUGUCCUUACCGUCUGUAACUACGCUGCUUUUAGUCAGCGCCACCAAGUGCGUCCACUUGUUUGUACACAUCGGCCCGACCACGGCUGUGUUGCUAUCGCUCUAGAUUCUUGGGCCGUUUUGCUCUUUUUAAAGCGUGGAGUUUUUGUCCUUCUGUCUUGACUGUUGAUCUUUAGAGUUUGGAUUCGUCUCAGUUUUGAAUAUGAAGACACUAAAAGAAAACGUCACCUCCCUCCCCAGCCGAGCCAGCGGCCACGUCCACAGGCCGGCACUUUGGCCCUGCACGAGAGACUGAUGACCCGCGGGUCUUUAUUUAAUCUGAACCAUGCAGACUAGCUGUAAAACCAGUGAUUUGUUGUCGAGGUAAAAGACUGCUUUUCUUUGUAUCAGGGACGAGCUGCAGCAGCUCAACGACACAGAUACUCCUAGUUUCGCCCACAUCUUGUCAACUACAGAUGCUGAAAAGGACGUGUGUGUGUUUGGUGUGUGUGUGUGUGUGUGUGUGUGUGUGUGUGUGUGUGUGUGUGUGUAUGUGUGUGUGUGGUUUGUUACCUCAACUGGUCGUUUUUUAACAGUAAUUUAGGCAAAAUGUUCAUUCUGACUUUCAUCCUUCGAACACACACCUGCAAUGCACACAGCUGAAAUUAUUUUUGUGAAGCGACUCAUGUUUUGAAUAGAUAGCUGAUGUUCAAAGGGGAGAUGGCGAGGUACCGUGUAUAUAAGCAAUCUGUAACCUUUGUGGCUUUUGUGUGACAGGGAUGAAGUGUUAUUGAAGGUUAAAAAAAAAAAAAUCAUAUACAAGUAUAUAUUAAAACGGCUUCAGGCGGCAGGGAUGGCGGCUCUGCAUCUGGAGCAGGAGACUACAACAGACGACAGGGAUUGUAUAUAUAAACUUUAUAUUCGGCAGGAUAUCCCUCAACGAAAGAGAAAAAAAACACGUUGAUUCUCAGCGCAUCAGUCUCUUUUUUAUUAUUAUUUAUGCGUGUAUAUAAAGUGUAACGUGUGGACGAGCCAGCAGAGGGAGCUGUAGAGGCAGAAAGGGAAGACGUAGCCGCGGUGACUCAGACUGUUUUAAGUGAGUAAUGGUUAGGACUCUGUCACUGAUGGAGCGCACUUUACCUGAACCCCCACCCCUGACCCUUAACACACCUGACCCCUGGACACACACACACACACACACACACACACACACACACACACACACACACAC
Molecule: messenger RNA, 4081 nt
Organism: Epinephelus fuscoguttatus (brown-marbled grouper)
Lineage: Eukaryota; Metazoa; Chordata; Actinopteri; Perciformes; Serranidae
Gene: mef2d
Product: myocyte enhancer factor 2d
Exons: 13
Coding region: 543-2291 (582 amino acids)
Biological process (GO): cell differentiation; positive regulation of transcription by RNA polymerase II
Molecular function (GO): RNA polymerase II cis-regulatory region sequence-specific DNA binding; histone deacetylase binding; DNA-binding transcription factor activity, RNA polymerase II-specific
Source: RefSeq, a predicted model, not a curated record